AUGCCCUAUUGUUCCAAGGAGUGGUAAGUUGCUACAACAAGCAUGAACUUGAGUCAGAGGCUCUUUCAAUGGCAUGCUGUUACGAGACACUGUUCUGAUCCUUUGUCCCAGUCAGGUCGCCGAUUGGAAGAAACACAAGAAGAUCUGGUGUGAUAUGGCAAAUUAAGCUGUAUAUGCGACACUACUGACGAGGUUUGGUUGGCAAGUUAUGUAUACAUGCGCGACGGGGCGCUCGGUUCCACCGCUAUGAACGCGGGCGGGGGCAGCUCGAAGGGCAAAAAAGGCCGAGGUGCUCGUACCAGGGCUGAUGUGAUGAAAGACAUGUCUACCUGGGCUCAGGAGCACAACGGAGAUACGCUCACUAUAGCCUGCUGGCAAGCCAUGGAUCUGGUGAAGGACAUCCGCAAGGCCGACACGCACUUCCUGGGUGUCACUCUCCGGAAGAACGAGGACUGGACGAACGUCCGCGCCAUGUACAAGCUCGUGGAUGCGCAAGUCCUUCCCCUCACACUUGUCGCCCAGAAGUACGCGACCGUCGCGGACGCCUACGACGAGCACCCCGUGGAUGUCAUUGAUCAAGUUCUAGGAGCGGACAAGCGAAGGCGCCUCGCUGACGGUGGUCUCGGGUCCGUGCUCGUGAUGGCAUUCGAGCUAUCGCCGGAUGAGAACAUGACUGUCGAGGAAGCGGUACUUAAGAAAAACACACCGACCUUGCAACCGCUAGGACUGUUUCAAGUGCACAAGGACUCAUUCAGCCGCCGCCCGCAGAUGUUCGCCAGCUUCUGGAAGCAGAGCUUGAAGAACGCGUUGGACGGCGGUGCCUGGGACCCCGUGUUCAGGCCCUGGCCUGCGGCCCAGUCCUGAAGGCGCCUUGAGGCCUGAACUACAUUUCUUAAAGAACGAUGAUGCUGGCAGCGACGAAGUCUACAAAGAGAAUGCAACAUAUUGUGUAUCAUGCCUUCGAUUCGUGUCAUAAACUGUACUAACAAUUUCCCUCUGUACCAUACCCAUCGUGACGCAUCCAACCUUUUCGCUCUACCACAUUCCCUUCUGCCCCAUGUAUGUCAUCGUAUAACAACGUGUGUCCCGACAGUGCCGAGGCGCCAUUGUGCAUAUCUGCUGCAAUAUGUACUCGCUGCGGCCUGCUUCAAGUUGAUCGAGUUACUGGCAGGGAUGGGCGCCAAAGUGUCUCCUUGCGCCACCCACGCGAAUUGAUAGCCACAGACGCGUCGCGCGCGCGGUGCAUCUCUU
Molecule: messenger RNA, 1251 nt
Organism: Rhodofomes roseus
Lineage: Eukaryota; Fungi; Basidiomycota; Agaricomycetes; Polyporales; Fomitopsidaceae
Exons: 5
Coding region: 217-864 (215 amino acids)
Source: RefSeq, a predicted model, not a curated record